AUGCGUAACAUUGAACAACACCACAGGAGGUGUGAAAAAAACACGCGUAUCUCUGAAAACGCAGAAGCAUAAAAACUAGGCUUUACGUGCGUGUCGCAUUCUCCUAGGCAUCACCAGCGUUGUGUUUGUGAUGAGGCGGGAAAUAGCGUCCGCAGACAUGUUUGGUCUGUGACUCGCUACCGAGCGACACACAGCGGGCAGCCACAACCACUGUCGCGGUCGACAGCAGCCCGCCGCGGCUCGUUUCGAGGAGCUUCCGAGAUCAUCAACUUUUCUAUGUGACGUUUGAGCAUGAUGAAGCUGAGAGUGCGUAAACCUCCUCAGCAGACAAACUUUGUCCGUCGAAUCCAGCCGUCCCAAGCCAAGCGGAAACACCGUGACCUGGAGUCGUCUCCGGUGAGAGGUCGAGGCAAAAUGCAGAAGAAUGAAACAAGCCUUUUCUCCACCAUAAAAAAAUUAAUCCGUGGAAAUGCUGUCAAGGUGGAGCAGGAUAUCCCUGCAAAGAGGAGUCGUGUUGAUUGUAAUCUUGAAAGCAAUUUAAUAACUUCAUUGCCACAGACUGGAGGCCUUUCAAACAAAACCGUUCCCAGUGUUUGCUGGAAAAGUCCAGUUAAAGACACAAUGACCUGCAGCAGUAAACCCAUAAAACCGAACGGUAAACUGGAAGUCCCCCAUGAGGCAGCGAGCAGCCCACCAUGCACCACGCUGCUCGGCACAAUCUUCUCUCCAGUCUUCAACUUUUUCUCACCAGCAACUAAAACAGCCACUCCUGGUUCAGAGUCCCCCGGGCAAGCGAUGGAGGCGGAGGAAAUCAUCAAACAGCUGGACAUCAAGCCGGCAGAAGAAAUGCCAAGCAGCAGCCUCACGUCCACAGAGGGAACCGCUCCGUGCCACGCUGCCCUGAUUUUACCACAGAGGCUUCAGAUCAACUCCGAUACAACCAUAGAACAAGGAGAAAUAGUCACUGAAACUGACAUGCCACCAUUAACGGCUCCUGGUUGUAUGCCGGAUGGUGUUUACCCACAUGCGCUGCCUUCAGUCCCUCCAGAAACAACGUAUGAAGAGGAGUGGGAAGUUUUUGAUCCGUACUUCUUUAUCAAGCACGUGCCUCCACUGACAGAGGAGCAGUUAACACGUAAACCAGCGUUACCUUUGAAAACGCGCAGCACACCAGAGUUUUCUCUCGUCUUGGAUCUGGACGAAACUCUGGUCCACUGUAGUUUGAAUGAGCUAGAAGACGCAUCCCUGACAUUCCCUGUGCUCUUUCAGGAUGUAAUCUACCAGGUCUAUGUUCGGUUGAGGCCCUUUUUCCGAGAAUUUCUUGAGCGAAUGUCUCAAAUGUAUGAGAUUAUUCUCUUCACGGCUUCAAAGAAAGUGUAUGCCGACAAGUUGCUCAACAUCCUGGAUCCAAAAAAACAGUUGGUGAGACAUCGGCUGUUUCGUGAGCACUGUGUGUGUGUUCAAGGAAAUUACAUUAAAGACCUCAACAUUCUCGGACGAGAUCUUUCCAAGACGAUAAUAAUCGACAACUCGCCCCAAGCCUUUGCCUAUCAGCUUUCCAAUGGAAUUCCUAUUGAGAGCUGGUUUGUGGAUAGAAAUGACAAUGAGCUCCUGAAGCUUGUUCCUUUCCUCGAGAAGCUUGUGGAGCUGAAUGAAGAUGUCAGGCCGCACAUCCGAGAGCAGUUUCGUUUACACAACCUCCUUCCUCCGGACUGACCGUGCGUUCGUCUCUAAGCUCAAGAUGUUAUCAACAUUGAAAGAGGAAAAAAAGAUCCUACAACAACGUACGCAGAACAAUUGAACAGAAUUCAAUUUGCAAACAUUGCCAUGGUUAUUUUUGAAAUUGUGUAAAACAUUGAAAGUACACACACUCUCAUAUAAACACACACAUACACACUCAAACCAGAUUCGGAAAAAUACGAUGUGCCCACUGCGGCAGACGUUUCACUUGUUUGUUUCUAGCACGACUCUGAAGGCUGGAAGGUAUUUUGUCUUUUGAGAACCAUUCUGGAUUAGCAAAACUGAAUGUUAUGCCGUGGAUCUAAUUUACAUGGUCAGCCUGACUGUGACACACUCAAACCUGUAUACCGUAUAUUCCGGACUAUAGAGCGCGCCUGAAUAUAUGCUGCACCACCUAAAUUUAGAACGGCAUGUCAACGCCAGUGACGUGCGGUCACUGGAGGCAGUGCCUCCCCUUGUGUCAUCAUGAAAUGUGAAAAAAGAAUGAUUAAAAAAAAAUAUAUAUUUUUUUCCACUGAUCUGUGAUAGAAGUGUAACUAUUAGAUUCCAAUCACUCUGAUGAUUGUUAUAGUCAAAAUUGCUGAAUUUGUAUAUCUUCAGCAAACGAGCUGUGCCUCCUCUCGGAUUGCGCAAUCCCUCAUAAACCAGAUUGAGCUGCUCAUGUUUUUGCUCAUUUUGAGCACGUGCAAUUAAUGUCUCUAUAUGUCACCAAUGUAAUGUUUGUACACAGUUUUAUCACAUGUCCUCACAUCCCAUUGUCUGGGUCCUGCAUUUCACAUAUGUUAGUCUUGCUAAUCUGACAUAACGGCGCAGUUAAAAAGCAGUGAGGAGGCAGCUGGAUUGGAGCCUCCUUCCUGCUUGUCACUGCUGUGGAGGCGGAGUCAGUACCUCUGCCUGCCUGAAGGGGGCGUGGUGAGCACGCAGGCUCGUUCCGCUGUUGUUUUUCUUCACGUAGUACAGACUGAUAGCAUAGUUAGCAUGUGCUAGCUAAAACAGUCAAGUAGCGAACGUCAAGUGCACAUUAACAGUCCUUGAAAACUGAAAACAUGCAGUCUGAAUCGGACCAAAGAUGAAUUUCAAACCGAGCAAUAAUGUCUAUUGAGACAAAGAGACUGUUGAAACUAAAAAAAGAUGAAGAGGACUUUCACACCAAAGUGAUAGAGAUGUUUUUGCAGAAGGUUAGGCCAAUGGACAAGUAAAGGUAAGAGCAUGCAGGCACUGCUGUACACGACAACAAUAAAAGACCAGCCCUAUUUUUAAUAAUAUUUAAAAAAUAUAAAAGAACAUUUAAACAGAACAGUUAAGCAAUAAGGUACGCGGGGCUUUACCUUAUCGUCAAUAAUGCACUGUUCAAGGGUGUUGGCCAACCAUAUUGCUUUAGGUUGUUUGUGACACUAUUACUAAGUAAAUAGCCUUUCAGUACAAAACAAAUUGUAGCCACCAAACGUUGGGUUUCGCAUUUCAGUGACCUACAGAAAAUCCUCGUACUGCUGUUACUAUGCAACAGACAAACAGCAUAGUUAGUUGAUGAUUAGCAAGGAGAUCGACAUUUAUUUGUGUGUCUCAUUCAUUCCUACACCUGAGUUGUCUUCUUUGGCUAAAUCGGUUGCGAAAGCUUGCAUUUCCCAAAACUUUGCUCCGAUCGCCACCGAUCUAAAAACUGAAAUGACAACUAACUGUCGCGCAAAAUCCAGCUGUUAUUUUGAUCACUGCACUGAUAUGAACGCUCAGGUCGAUGUAAACAGGUAACAUAUUAUGUCUCAAUUCAGUACACCCUGUGACUCACUCCCAAACAAUCAGAACGCUUGAUUUCAUCUGCCCCGUAUUAUAAAAGAAUAUACGAUACAGAUAUGAAACAUAACCAGUAGUCGAAGUGCAAGCAGCCAGUUGAAUGGUGAAUUUAUAUAUUUGUGAAUGUGACUCCCAGCCACGAACCUCACCGCACGUCACUGGUGCACGUAGCCAAAAAACAUCCGUGCCGGAGUUCUUCACGUCUCCAACGUCUCACAAUUCAUUAGUGGUUUAUGUGCAGCCGCUCUGUUUCCUUCUCCGACAGACAGAUUGGUUGCCCAUAACUUGCAACUGUCUGUCUCGCUCUCGCUCUCUCGUCCGGAAUUUUACGGUAAUAUUAACCCAAUAUACUUGUACAUUUCUGUACAUAGUUGUUUGUUUUUUAAGGGUUUUAUGUCAGUUUAAUUUCCUUUCUGAUUUUAGUAUGUAUUCUUUGAUUCGGUUGCUUUUAUAAAACCAACAAAGUGUUAGUGUAUUUUGUUUGAAGUGGUUCAUAAGCAGCUGCUUUUCUGUGGUAUGCCUGCAUUAUUCCUGUGAUGCUUUAAUCCAUUACAUGCAGCUGUGUAAUAGGGGCUGUUUUAAAGAAAAUGGGUUAGGGUUGGUAUGUUUCUGAAACAAUAUUUUAAAACAAGGUAAUGUAAGCUAGACUUUGGUCUCAACUGAAUACAAAGCCAUAAUGGCUGAAUUUUAAAUUUGGAGAUUUGUAUUUGAUAGUACAUUGGGAGAGGGGGUUUGGGUUCUGGCAUCUUGCACUUUGACAUCCAGCCCUUUGUAACUUUAUGUAAAAUCUUGUCACUUUUCUACACGGGUGUGAAUCGCCUCAAUUUGUUAUGUGGGUGGAAGAGAAUGAACUCGUAGCACCAGCAAAUUGCCAACAUUGUUUACUUUGAAUUCUGUUUUCCAAGUCUUGUAUGUGGGAUUUUUAUGAUGUGGGAGUCAAAACUUUUAAUGACUAAUGAAUGAUCACUUCUGUUGUAUUCGGUGUUACUCAAUGGUUUCCUUGAAAAUAAAUGCAUUUUUAUACAACUCA
Gasterosteus aculeatus aculeatus (three-spined stickleback) is the source of this 4561-nucleotide messenger RNA. Its product is annotated as CTD small phosphatase-like protein 2-A. Gene Ontology annotation, molecular function: phosphatase activity. NCBI's taxonomy places the organism in Eukaryota, Metazoa, Chordata, Actinopteri, Perciformes, Gasterosteidae. The record is from RefSeq and is a predicted model, not a curated record.